This is a messenger RNA of Eurypyga helias (sunbittern), 1207 nucleotides long. RefSeq names its product SprT-like N-terminal domain (gene SPRTN). The annotation marks the transcript as partial. Gene Ontology annotation, biological process: DNA repair. Lineage: Eukaryota; Metazoa; Chordata; Aves; Eurypygiformes; Eurypygidae. Gene Ontology annotation, cellular component: nucleus. Gene Ontology annotation, molecular function: polyubiquitin modification-dependent protein binding; single-stranded DNA binding; metalloendopeptidase activity. The transcript has 4 exons. The record is from RefSeq and is a predicted model, not a curated record.
CUGUGCCGGAGUAUGUAGGUAUGAAGGAAAAGGUGGAAUGUGUUCCAUUCGUCUAAGUGAGCCGCUCCUAAAGUUAAGACCAAGGAAGGAUCUUGUUGAGACACUGCUGCACGAAAUGAUCCAUGCCCUGCUUUUUGUUACUAAUAACGACAAAGAUCGUGACUCUCAUGGGCCGGAGUUCCGCAAACACAUGCAUCGCAUUAAUCGCUUGACUGGGGCCAAUGUCACGAUCUGUCAUACUUUCCAUGAUGAGGUGAAUCUGUACCGCCAGCACUGGUGGCGAUGCAACGGCCCCUGUCAAAACAGAAAACCCUACUUCGGGUACGUGAAACGUUCGAUGAAUAGAGCGCCCUCUGCACGAGACUACUGGUGGGUUGAGCAUCAAGAGACCUGUGGAGGUACGUUCACAAAAGUGAAGGAGCCAGAGGACUUCUCCAAGAAAUCCAAGGAGAAAAAUCAACCAGCAAAACUUUCAAAUUCCAAGUCAGCUAACAAAGGCAAGGCACAAACUCCCAGUACGCUCAGUGCGCUGCCUUUUAGUGGAAAGGGUUAUCGGCUUGGGGGAGGAGACGGUGGAGUCUCAGAAAAAAGCGUAACUUUCAGCAGCAGUGUUAGAAACAGUGAAACACCUGGGUCACAGCACCAUUCAGCAGUAAAGACGAGACCAAUCCCUAAAAAUGAGAUAAAAUUUGAGAAAUCGCCUCGCAGUGGCAUCUUUUUUACGCUUCAUACUGAUGAUGCCGGUCAGAAAAUCAACUUCGCUUCGAAGCGCGAGUUUCCUAAACCCUCCGUUGCGAAUACAAAGGCUUACAGGAACGUUAGUGGAUCGCCUGUUAAAAUUGCUCGUGUCGUGGAAGAGACCUCAAACCAAAGCGCUGCAAAGGGCAAGAGGGUUCCGCCGCUUUAUGACAGGCAGCGGGUUGGUUUGGAGCAGACAGCAGCAGCUCCGGUGGUGUCUGAGCGUGCUGAUGCCCUGCAGGGGUGGCCCAGAAUGGAAGACAAAACUGCCUUUGAAAACUAUUUUGUUAAAAGGGGGGGUACUGAUGUCACUUUAAAUACACCCUCGAAAACCGAAGCUGAUUCUGCGGUGUCCUCAGCAAGUUCCAGCGCUGCUGUAAGGCAGGAUAAAAAAGUCAGUUGUCCUGUUUGCCAGACUGAGGUUUUGGAAUCCAAAAUAAACGAACACCUUGAUUCUUGUCUCGCGUAG